Messenger RNA from Trichophyton rubrum CBS 118892, 2679 nucleotides. RefSeq lists its product as uncharacterized. Bases 1 to 2679 code for a protein of 892 amino acids. The record is from RefSeq and is a predicted model, not a curated record. Gene Ontology annotation, molecular function: ATP binding; ATP hydrolysis activity; ABC-type transporter activity. Gene Ontology annotation, cellular component: membrane. The transcript has 3 exons. NCBI's taxonomy places the organism in Eukaryota, Fungi, Ascomycota, Eurotiomycetes, Onygenales, Arthrodermataceae.
AUGGAUAUAACGGAGAACCAGAAUAUCACCACUUAUCAGUGCGAUAACAUCAAGUGCGGCUGCGUUCCCGACCGAAUGCUAUGCGAGACCACCGGUGUUAGCUUAGAACCGCUUUUUGGGCAGCUUACUGGCCCAGCCAAGUUCACUUCGACCUCUACCAAAGGCGGCAGCCCCAAAGAUGGAAGCGCAUUCUCAGAGCCCGUCAUUGAUAAGGUGAUAUCUGAUCUGUUUGGUGACAAGUCUAUUCUUUUGGACUGUUAUUCCAGCGAAUGUCUAUACAAAACGGCAGUACCCGGAUACAAACCUCCCGUCAAGGUCAUAAACACUCCGCUCAUCGCUGGAGUCAUUGCUGGUUGUUCGCUUUUCAUUGUUGGAGUCAUCCUCCUCAUCUGGUACCUAUCAAGACGGAAAGCUUACAACCAGUAUCAUGCUCUUGCUGAUGACUCCGAUGACGAAGGCUCAAAGCUCAUGGCCGAUCACAAGCCAGCAUCUCUGCAGUUCGAAAAUAUUUCCUAUUAUAUUAACGGCCAGCAGAUUCUUAGUGGUAUCCGCGGUAUUGCUAAACCUGGCCAGGUCACUGCAAUUAUGGGAGCCUCUGGAGCAGGAAAGACUACAUUUUUGGAUAUCCUGGCCAGGAAGAAUAAACGGGGUAUCGUUCACGGCGAUAUCUAUGUUAAUGGCGAAAAGUUCAACGACAGCGAGUACAAAAAAGUCGUUGGUUUCGUUGACCAAGAGGACACCAUGUUACCAACACUAACAGUCCACGAAACUAUCUUGAACAGUGCUUUGCUCCGCUUGCCGCGGGAUAUGAGCGAUGCAGCUAAACAACAGCGGGUAUACGAAGUUGAAAAACAGCUGGGUAUUCACCACAUCAAGGAUCAACUUAUAGGGUCUGAGGAAGGCAAAGGCCGUGGUAUCUCCGGUGGUGAGAAGAAGCGUGUUAGCAUUGCAUGUGAACUUGUUACAAGCCCGAGCAUUUUGUUCCUCGAUGAACCUACAAGCGGUUUGGAUGCUUUUAACGCUUUCAACGUGAUAGAAUGUCUUGUCAACCUGGCCAAAUCGUACAACCGUACUGUGAUUUUCACGAUCCAUCAACCUAGAUCCAACAUUGUAGCCCUAUUUGACCAGCUGAUCCUGCUUGGAAAGGGAAAGACAGUCUUUUCAGGGCCAUAUUCAAGCUGUCAGUCCUAUUUUGACAACAUCGGAUACUCCUGCCCACCCGGAUUUAAUAUUGCGGAUUACCUUGUUGAUUUGACAAUGCAUGCGAGCCAGUCCCGGUCCACUGAGGAGCCGACUGUUAAUGUUGAUUCUCAUGACAACAACUUCCGAACUGCUUCCAGCAGCCUGAGGGCCGUCAAAUCAGUCGCCAGUGCUUCUAUCGCCAGCAUUGAUAAUGCUAGUGCAGUGGACAGUGGCCAGGAAUUGUUACUGAGACCCAAGGACAAACGGCGAUCAUCUCUCAAGCAACGUCAGGACAGACAGUUAUACACUCGCAAGAGAGGUUCUGGACUUGAAUCGCCACCAGAUCCUCAGACAGACAAUGAAGACGGCCAUGUUAUGAGCUUAGCUGAGCGUGCUCAGCAAUGGCUACCACUCUCUAGACAACAGGGUCAAGUCCCUCCGCAAAUCAUCCAAGACCCGGACCAUCUUCCUCCAAUUGCAUCUGGAUUCGUCACUGAUCUCGAUGUGCUUGUUUCCUACUAUGCCAAUUCAAACGUGGCCAAUGCUAUUCGUGAUGAAAUAUCUUCUUCCGUUCAAGACGCCCUUGCUGCCAAUGGACAGGCCAAUACAUCACAACAAGCUAGCGACGUCGUGACCGGCCAAAUGACCGGCUACGCCAGAGUUGGACUAAUAAGACAAUUUAUUAUUUUGUCCAGCCGCACCUGGAAGAAUCUCUAUCGAAACCCCAUGCUUAUGCUCACUCAUUACGCAACCGCAAUCCUGCUUGCCGUUUUGUCUGGAUAUCUCUUCUACGGUCUCACAGAUGACAUUAAGGGAUUCCAGAACCGUCUUGGCCUAUUUUUCUUCCUCCUUGCCCUAUUUGGUUUCAGCACCCUGACAAGUUUGACCGUCUUCUCCUCUGAACGGCUCCUUUUUGUCCGAGAACGUGCCAAUGGAUAUUACUCUCCAGUCACCUACUUCACAGCCAAGGUCCUGUUCGAUAUUGUACCCCUGCGACUGAUCCCUCCUAUCAUAAUGGGUGUCAUAGUUUACCCCAUGGUAGGACUUAUCCCAGACUGGCCGGAAUUUUCGAAAUUCAUCCUCGUCCUUGUGCUCUUUAACCUGGCAGCGGCAGGGAUUUGCUUGCUGAUCGGUAUCGUCUUCCGAGAUCCAGGCGUUGCGAACUUGAUUGGUAGCUUGGUGAUGCUGUUCAGUCUUUUGUUUGCCGGUUUACUGCUCAACCACGAUGCAAUUCCAGCUUCGGCACUCUGGCUACAAACCUUAUCCAUCUUCCAUUACGCAUUCGAGGCUCUGAUUGUCAAUGAAGUCACUUUCUUAACAUUGAUUGAUCAUAAAUAUGGCCUCGACAUCGAAGUUCCGGGUGCGUCUAUCCUGAGUGCCUUUGGUUUCAACAACCUCGCCUUGUGGAAUGACGUAGCCGGUCUGGGCGUUAUCUCCGGUAUUUCCAUCAUCAUGGCCUACGCAGCCAUGCAUUUCUUGCUCGUCGAGAAGAGAUGA